AGAGUGAAUGAAGGACAGGUUGUAGAGGAUCUCCAGGUUUCUGGUGUCUCUGAUCAGCUCCAGCUCCACAAACACCAUGUUCCUCAGGUCUUUACUGCUGCUGCUGAUGGCAGGAUGUGUCCAGUCUCAGAUUGUCCUCACACAGUCUGAGAGGUCAGUAACAGUGACUCCAGGUGGAUCAAAGAAACUGACCUGUGCCUGCAGUGGAUUUACUUUGAGCAGCUCCAGGAUGCACUGGAUCAGACAGGCUCCUGGAAAAGGACUGGAAUGGAUCAUGCACUACUACACUGAUAGUGACAAAGGCUCAUCUCAGUCAGUUCAGGGCAGAUUCACAGCAUCCAAGGACAGCUCUAAUCUCUACCUGCACAUGAGUCAACUGAAGCCUGAAGACACUGCAGUGUAUUACUGUGCUACAGGGGGGGGCAACGAUGCUUUUGACUACUGGGGGAAAGGAACCUCCGUGACCGUGACCUCAGCCCCUCAGCUUGCUCCCAGCGUUCCUUUCGUGGUGUCUCAGUGUUCUUCCUCCCCUGACGGCUUCGUCACGCUCGGCUGCGUCACGAGCGGGUUCUUUCCUGAGUCUCUCAAGUUCUCAUGGACUGAUGACAGCGGAAAGACGGUGAGUGACGCAUUCCAGUACCCGGCUGUGAAGGCGCAGGGCGCCGACAAGUACACUGCAGUGAGCCACAUGCGGGUCAAGCCCGAAAAUGGGAAAACGACAACAUUGACGUGCGGAGUGGAGCAUCUCGCCGGGAAACAGAGCCAGAGCAUAACUGUUCAAGGACCCACUAAACCAAUUAUCCGUCUGGGGCAACUGGACCAAUCCAUAAUGUGUGUCAUUGAGGACUUCCAUCCAAAGGACCUUAAUGUCAAGUGGAAAAAGGGCGACAGUGAAGUUACAGGCCGGGACUGGAUAACGAGCGGGAACUACAUGGGUUUGAACAAAGUCGUCAGUGUCUUUGAUAUCAAUGGGACGUCUCCAAAUGAGAACACCGUAUACACCUGUGAAGUCACACACGGGGGAACAACACACACAGAAAAACUGUCACCCAGAGAUCACUUCUCUCUGAAAAUCAAUCCACCACAAGCAAAGGACCUUUUUAUAAAAGGAAAAGCAGUAAUCGAGUGCAUCUUAACUGGUGAUAGUAGGAAGGAGGUGGAAGUAGUAACAAUGUCAUGGAAAGUUGGAAGUCAGAGCCCAGCAACUCGUGAUGUUCAUGUUGGUGGUGUUACACAGGCAGGAUCAGUAUUUACCAAAACUAGCACACUGACCCUUGAAGAGUCCACCUGGUUUUCAGGCGCAGAAGUGAUUUGCUCCACCUCAAGAACUUCUGAGAAAAUCAGUGUUAAAAGAGGAGGACAACGUCCCUCUAUUAUCAUUUACAAGCCGGAUAUGUCUAUCAGUGAUUCUGACACAGGGUCUCUGGUUUGUGUGGUCAGCAGCUCUGAUCUCGGUAAUGUGUAUGUCAUGUGGAAAGUGAACGAGGAUCCAUAUACAGAAGGCAAUGGCAUGACCAGCAUCGUCAAAAAAGACAACAAAUCAGUUGUCCUCAGCUACUUAACCGUGAAUGGACAGCAGUACAACAGUGCAAAAAUCACCUGUGCAGUUAAAGACGCCAACAUACAGAAUGACGUCCAGCCAAGAACAAACUCAACAUCUACCAAGGAGCUUCCAGUGACAUAUCCAGGAUCAUAUCUGCAAUGCCAUAAAGAAAUUCCAGAGGAGGAUGAGUUCAGCAGCUUGUGGUCCACCGCCUCAUCCUUUAUUUUCCUUUUCCUCUUCUCCCUGAUCUAUAGCACUGUCCUCAGCCUCUCCAAGAUAAAAUAAAGAUGAAGAAUGGCGAGCAAAUGAAGACAUUCAGUGAAUGUUAUUUUCCAUACUUGCUAAAAUCUGUCUAUUUUCUGUUGAUCUUUUCUGUUUUUAAAUAUGAAGAUGCUACUCUUGUACUUUUAUUCUAAUUUAAAAAUAAAGCAAAUGAUAAAGCUA
Messenger RNA from Pygocentrus nattereri (red-bellied piranha), 1987 nucleotides. RefSeq names its product immunoglobulin gamma-1 heavy chain-like. Gene Ontology annotation, cellular component: blood microparticle; immunoglobulin complex, circulating; external side of plasma membrane. Lineage: Eukaryota; Metazoa; Chordata; Actinopteri; Characiformes; Serrasalmidae. Gene Ontology annotation, biological process: phagocytosis, engulfment; B cell receptor signaling pathway; complement activation, classical pathway. The transcript is spliced from 10 exons. Gene Ontology annotation, molecular function: immunoglobulin receptor binding; antigen binding. Bases 77 to 1828 code for a protein of 583 amino acids. The record is from RefSeq and is a predicted model, not a curated record.